UUUAACUCUGUAAGUUUCAAACCUUACGUCCUUCUCACUAUAUUUGCUUAGUUCUUUACUUUCAACCCGGCUCUCCCUCUGGACCUCUGGCUUGCAGGAUGCCCCUGGACGUAUUAGACCUCUCAUCCAGAGGCUGAGUUUGCUGGAUUGCCUGGGGGAAGGGGUGUUGCUGGCAGGUGACCCCCGGGAGGGGCUGCCUGGGGCCGGCGUCUUCUCCCGGACACUCUCCCGGAUCCGGGACCAGGACUGGAGCCGCCGGCAUCCCUGUGAGCGUCGCCCCUGCCAGGAGAUGCUCCAGUAGAUCCCAACGGCGUCUCUUCCUGGUCGAGAAACGCUUGUCCCUGAGCACAAAGGAGCCAUGGGCGGCCUCCGAGGGAACCCCGUGGCCAGCCUCCUCUGCGCCCUGCUGCUGUGGAGCGGGGACGGCGGCUGCCAGGCCCAGAGGGCAGGCUGCAAGAGCGUCCACUACGAUCUCGUCUUCCUCCUGGACGCCUCCUCCAGCGUGGGCAAGGAGAGCUUCGAGAAGGUGCGGCAGUGGGUGGCCCACCUGGCGGACACCUUCGAGGUGGGCCGCGAGCGCACCCGCGUGGGCGUCGUGCGCUACAGCGACCAGCCGAGCACCGCCUUCGAGCUGGGCCGCUUCGGGGCGCGCCAGGCGGUGAGGGCGGCCGCGCGGCGGCUCGCCUUCCUCGGCGGCAACACCAACACGGGCGACGCGCUGCGCUACAUCACCGGCCGCAGCUUCUCGGCGCAGGCGGGCGGCCGGCCCGGGGACCGCGCCUUCCAGCAGGUGGCCAUCCUGCUGACCGACGGCCGCAGCCAGGACCCCGUGCUGGACGCCGCGGCGGCCGCGCGCCGGGCGGGCAUCCGCCUCUUCGCGGUGGGCGUGGGCGCGGCGCUCCGCGAGGAGCUGGAGGAGAUCGCCUCGGAGCCCAAGGCCGCCCACAUCUUCCACGUGUCCGACUUCGACGCCAUCGACAAGAUCCGCGGGCAGCUGCGGCGCCGCCUCUGUGAAAAUGUUCUGUGCCCUAGCGUCCGUGUAGAAGGAGAUCGCUUUAAGCACACCAACGGCGGAACCAAAGAAAUCACAGGUUUCGACCUGAUGGAUUUGUUCAGCGUGAAGGAAAUCUUGGGAAGGAGAGAGAAUGGAGCCCAGAGUUCCUACGUCCGGAUGGGAUCCUUCCCCGUGGUGCAAAGGACUGAGGAUGUGUUCCCCCAAGGUUUGCCUGAUGAGUACGCCUUCGUCACCACCUUCCGGUUCAGGAAAACGUCUCGGAAAGAAGACUGGUACAUCUGGCAGAUCAUCGACCAGUAUGGCAUUCCGCAGGUCUCCGUCCGGCUGGACGGCGAGAGCAAGGCGGUGGAGUACAACGCCGUGGGCGCCAUGGAGGACGCUGUCAGGGUGGUGUUCCGCGGGCCCUGGGUCAGCAGCCUCUUUGACCGGGACUGGCACAAGAUGGCACUGAGCGUCCAGGCGCGGAACGUCUCCCUGUACAUUGACUGCGCGCUGGUGCAGACGCUGCCCAUCGAGGAGCGGGAGAACAUCGACAUCCAGGGGAAGACAGUGAUCGGCAAGCGCCUCUAUGACAGCGUGCCCAUUGACUUUGACCUUCAGCGGAUCGUGAUUUACUGUGACUCGAGACACGCGGAAUUGGAGACUUGCUGUGACAUCCCCGCGGGUCCGUGCCAGGUGACGGUUGUGACAGAGCCUCCGCCCCCGCCCCCACGGCCUCCCACCUCCAGCAGUGAACAGAUUGGCUUUCUGAAGACCAUCAACUGCUCCUGCCCCGCUGGAGAAAAGGGUGAAAAGGGCUUUGAUGGCCCCAUAGGACUCCCCGGGCCAAAGGGAGACACGGGAGCCACCGGGCAGGUGGGAGCUCCUGGACCCAAGGGAGAGAAGGGCGACACGGGCAGAGGACCUUUCGUCCAAGUAGAAAAGGGUGAAAAGGGUUCCCUGGGCCUGCCCGGUCCCCCCGGGCGAGACGGCAGCAAAGGCGUGAGAGGGGAGCCGGGCGAGCCGGGAGAGCCAGGGCUACCGGGCGAGGUGGGCAUGCGGGGCCCUGGGGGACCACCUGGACUUCCCGGACCUCCCGGGCAUGUCGGAGCCGCUGGUCUCCAAGGAGAACGAGGUGACAAGGGGUCCCGAGGAGAGAAGGGGGAACGAGGCCUGGAUGGAUUCCCCGGGAAGCCAGGGGAGCCAGGACAGCCGGGAAAACCUGGCCCUCCCGGGGUGGCAGGGCCCCAAGGAGAGAAGGGUGACGUGGGACCUGCUGGGCCUUCUGGGGUACCAGGCUCCAUGGUGCAGAGAGAGGGCCUGAAGGGCGAGCAGGGAGCUCCAGGACCACGAGGCCACCAGGGGCCAUCUGGGCCCCCAGGAGCACCGGGUCUGAUGGGUCCAGAAGGCAAGAGUGGACCUCCUGGUUUGCAAGGUCUCCGAGGGAAGAAAGGCGACUCGGGCCCCCCUGGAAUCCCUGGACUGCUGGGGCCGCAGGGCCCUCCAGGACCACCUGGUGUCCCGGGCCCCCCUGGACCUGGAGGCCCCCCGGGCUUACCUGGAGAGAUCGGCUUCCCGGGAAAGCCUGGGCAUCCUGGGCAAGGGGGGUCCCCUGGAAAAGAUGGGCUGAAUGGAGCUCCAGGCCUGCCGGGACCCAAGGGAGAACCAGGAGAAAGAGGUGAAGAUGGUCUACCUGGAAAACCUGGCCUUCGGGGUGAAGUUGGGGAGCAGGGCCUGGCAGGCCGACCUGGAGAGAAGGGAGAGGCAGGUGUCCCAGGUGCCCCAGGAUUCCCAGGCGUGAGGGGAGAGAAAGGAGACCAGGGAGAAAAAGGUGACCUGGGCCUUCCAGGACUGAAAGGAGACCGGGGCGAAAAGGGUGAAGCUGGCCCAGCAGGCCCCCCUGGCUUACCUGGAACCACAUCCCUGUUCACGCCACAUCCAAGAAUGCCAGGAGAACAAGGGCUGAAAGGAGAGAAGGGCGACCCGGGCGAGCCUGGGGAACCGGGACCGCAGGGCAUUCCUGGAGAACUGGGACCUCGGGGACCCACUGGACCGCCGGGUGCCAGGGGACAAGAAGGGGGACACGGGGCGCCCGGAGCAGCUGGAAACCCCGGAGCUCCUGGACCUGUGGGUCCCCCCGGUCCCAGCGGUCCCCCAGGAAGUGUGGGCCCCCCUGGCACCAGAGGCCCCUCUGGGAAAGACGGGGAGCGUGGCGAGAAGGGAGCAGCAGGUGAAGAAGGGAGCCCAGGACCAGCAGGCCCCCGGGGUGAACCUGGUUCCCCCGGACUCCCUGGGCCUCCUGGAACAGGGAAAGAUGGAGACCCGGGACUUCGUGGACCCCCUGGAUUACCUGGACCCCUGGGACCCAAGGGGGACCGAGGGGCGCCUGGAAUCCCUGGCUCUCCCGGCAGCCAUGGCGACACCGGCAUCGGGGCUGCUGGCCCUCCCGGCCCAGCAGGACCACCAGGAGACACGGGGCCUCCGGGACCUCGAGGCUUACCUGGAUUCCCCGGCCCCCAGGGACCUGCCGGCCAGGAUGGUAUACCAGGAAACCCAGGAGAAAGAGGGCCUCCUGGCAAACCAGGCCCUUCUCUACCACUGUCUCCAGGGGACAUAAAUCUCUUGGUUAAGGACGUGUGCAACGACUGUCCUCCCGGUCCCCCAGGCCUCCCUGGGCUGCCAGGUUUUAAAGGGGACAAAGGUCUCCCGGGAAAACCAGGAAGAGAAGGCACAGAAGGGAAAAAGGGCGAUGCUGGGCCCCGAGGCCUCCCAGGGCCCCCAGGAAUCGCAGGCCCACAGGGAAGUAAAGGAGAGCGUGGCGCAGAUGGUGAGGUGGGCCAGAAAGGUGAUCAGGGUCAUCCUGGAGUUCCAGGUUUCAUGGGGCCUCCAGGAGACCCGGGGCCACCGGGAGCAGACGGAGCCGCAGGAGCUGCUGGACCGCCGGGAAUCCAGGGGUCACCGGGGAAAGAAGGUCCACCAGGACCCCAAGGCCCAUCUGGACUACCUGGAACCCCAGGAGAAGAAGGCAAAGAGGGCAGAGAUGGAAAACCAGGACCCCCAGGGGAGCCAGGCAAAGCAGGAGAGCCAGGGCUGCCGGGAGUGGAGGGCGCUCGAGGCCCACCUGGCUUCAAGGGACACACAGGCGAUGCUGGCACCCCUGGUCCCCGGGGAGAACCUGGUGCCAUGGGUCCCCCUGGCCGGGAAGGGUCACCAGGAAAAGAUGGUGAUACUGGACCCACAGGGCCACAGGGUCCCCAAGGACUGAGGGGCCUGGCGGGUAGGAAUGGAUCACCUGGCUCCCCAGGAGACCCCGGCUCUCCAGGAAACCCUGGCGAGAAAGGAAACAAAGGGGAAGGCGGCAGCCCAGGACUUCCCGGCUUCCAGGGUCCCCGUGGGCCUCCGGGAGAACCAGGAGAGACGGGGGCCCCAGGCAAGGAGGGCGCCCCUGGGAAGCCAGGAGAACCAGGGUUCAGAGGAGAAAGGGGAGACCCGGGGACCAAAGGUGACAAAGGGCCUCCUGGUGGGAAGGGCCAGCCUGGGGACCCUGGAAUCCCAGGCCACAAAGGCCACACCGGCCUGAUGGGCCCCCAAGGACUGCCAGGGGAGAGCGGACCGGCCGGGCCCCCGGGGCCUCCGGGCCAACCAGGAUUUCCAGGACUCAGGGGGGAGUCUCCGUCCAUGGACACCCUGCGGCGGCUUAUUGAAGAGGAGCUCAGCAAACAGCUGGAAACCAAACUUGCCUACCUCCUGGCCCAGAUGCCCCCAGCACACGUGAAGGCCUCUCAAGGCAGACCCGGGCCCCCCGGAGCCCCUGGAAAAGACGGGCUUCCAGGCCGGGCAGGCCCCAUGGGGGAACCUGGCCGGCCCGGGCAGGGGGGCCUAGAAGGACCCUCUGGACCAAUAGGUCCCAAAGGUGAGCGAGGAGCCAAAGGGGACCCAGGUGCGCCUGGAGUUGGCCUGCGAGGCGAGGUGGGACCCCCCGGCAUCCCAGGUCAACCUGGGGAACCCGGCUAUGCUAAAGACGGACUUCCUGGGAGCCCCGGCCCUCAGGGGGAGACGGGGCCAGCUGGGCAUCCCGGCCCCCCAGGCCCCCCUGGGCCCCCUGGCCAGUGUGACCCCUCCCAGUGUGCCUACUUCGCUAGCCUCGCUGCCCGGCCAGGGAAUGUGAAGGGCCCCUAGAAGAUUCCAGAAAGCCAGGAAACUGCAGUGGAUUCCUGAAACUUGAACUCAGAGCCCAGUGGGAAGCCAGAGGCCUUGAACCAUUUCACACGUUUUUCUUUUUCCUUUCUUUCUUUUAUCAUUUGUUUUUGUUUUAUUUUCUUGGGAGACCUCAAAAUUAUUAAAAGCAAGAGUUGCUGCCGGUCGGUCAGAUUAUAAUUAAUAUUAUUAUUAUUGUUAAUUAUUAUUAUUGUUGUGUUUCAUAUGCAAAUGCUUUGUGAGAUAUUAUUCCUCCCCUUUAAAGUUGGGAAAACUUUAUUUGUGGGGUGGGGGAUUGUUUCUUGGUUCUUCCGACAGCCCCAAUCUGAAGCGUAGCUGCCAAUUUUAAGGAAACUCUUGGUGCUAUGAAAUCCUGAGCAGAUACUUGCUAAAUUUACCUCUUUCCUCAAAAGGAAACUUUAAGGAAAUGAGCCAAUGAGUUUUAUUUUCUCAUUCGGGCCUGGAGGUGGCCCAGGGAGGAAGGACCCCCAAAUUGCCACUUCCCAGGAGGGAGAAAUGAAGCUGGAAGAGAAAGAAUUCACAGACAUGAAAAGAGUUCUCACCUCCUGAUGGAGAGUGCAUGUAAGGAGCAGGGGCUCAAUCCCUGGGGAGCUCCGUGACCACAUCUGUUUUUCAAGCUUGCCGGACGGAAACCAUGGUUCAUAGGCUGUCAUCCGCUUACUGGGGUCUUGUGUCUGGCUCAGCGAUGGGGGAAGCCACUCACAAGAAGCAACCCCUGAGUAUUCAGUUGGCUUCUAUACCCUGGAAGGACUCCUUCCAGCUCCUUAUUGUGUCAGUUUCAAUCAUGUUGAUUAUGCAGUGUGGGGGUGCACUGUGUGUGUGCCACAGGUGGUCACUUGGCCAGGGCACUGGCCAGAGCUGGGACAUGUGUGCCUGCAGAAUUCUGUCUCUGAAAUAAAUUGCAUUGGGGUGUACGUGUAUAUAUGACACGAUGGCCAGGAACAGGUGCUUCAAUAAAUCAGAGUUUCCUCUCCUCA
Choloepus didactylus (southern two-toed sloth) is the source of this 6189-nucleotide messenger RNA. It is a transcript of the gene COL22A1, whose product is annotated as collagen type XXII alpha 1 chain. The record is from RefSeq and is a predicted model, not a curated record. Gene Ontology annotation, cellular component: basement membrane. The coding region runs from base 359 to 5173 and encodes 1604 amino acids. The transcript has 64 exons. NCBI's taxonomy places the organism in Eukaryota, Metazoa, Chordata, Mammalia, Pilosa, Megalonychidae.